AAUAUUCCAAAACAACAACAACAAUCAACAAAAAACAACAACACCAACAACAACAAAAUAAUAAUUUUCCAUUUUGAUUUCAUGGUGACUCAAGUCAGUCAGGGGAUUAUAAGGAGGAAGUAAGAUAGAGGAAGGAAGUACAAAUAAGGAGAAAACUCAGAUCACAAGAUUAGUUUCUGUGUGGGAGCACAACACCCUAAAAAAGACCCCUACUUAAGAAACCUAUACGUUUAAUUAUAGAAAAUAUAGCGAGGCAAAAGAAAAAAGCCACAGCUGUGCAUUGACCAUUUCUUAAAAUUAGAUCAGAUGACCUAUCACAGGAGUUUUUAUGCGCCACUCUCUACAGCAGCAGGUGUCCUUAUACUGAAAGAGGAAGGAUAUGUGGGCUUCAGCUUCAGUUAUCUGAUCUGUCUCACCCACAUCUCUCCCACCCCUCUCUUUCUUUCUCUCUCGCUCUCUCUCUGUCUAAAAGCUAAACAGGCCUCAAUGUAAGGCAAAGUUGAAGAUAAAAGAAUACUUACUGGCAUAGUGGAAAAAACAACCCAGACUCUUCUAAGUCUGGUUUAUGAGAUGUUUUUUGCGUGUGCUGAGAAACCAUGAGCUUUUCUAAUGUAUUCUCUGUGCAAACUUCUGCGGUUACAUUCUUUAUAUGGUGUCCUACUGCAUAUCAUUUCUGAUGCAUGUGAAAAAGACUUGUACCUUGUACCUCCUAGCUGACGUUUUGAUAAUCAUAUAUGGUUGUUUUGUCAGUUGAGUGAACUUGUGUAUGUGUUUAUGUGUUAAUGUUCUUAUUAAUGUCCAAGCAAUGGGAUGAAAAGCACAGCAAACAUAUGAGAUCAUGAGGUGAGAAUUAACAGGUGUUUGAAAACAAUCUCGAUAGGUUGACAAGUGCAGCCUACUUUGGUCUGCCCUCACACACUGCUAAGGGCUAGUGGUUCAUAAAAAAAAAAAAAAAAAAAAAAAAAAAAACUAUAAGGCAGUAUGAUCUUCCUUGUUGGUCUCUUAGAGGGGUUUAUGUCAUUCUAGCACCACUUUGGGCAGUUUGAGUUUGAGUUCAGUUUUUGAUGAGCAGAACAACGGACAUAGGCUACUACAUUACUUUUAGUUUUUGCAAUAUGUUAUAAUAUACAGUACAAUGCAGUUUGAGAUUUCUUGGCUAGACCAUUUAAAUAAGUUUCACUGAGUGCUUAAGACGAAACGAACAACUUCUUUUUGAAAAGUAGGUGCUGUAUUACCACAGGAUUGACUCCAUCUGUCUGUUGCAAUGGAAUAUAGUCACCUUCUCAUGCUCUUCAUGACUUUUCUGAUCUCCAGCACAGCAUCCAGAAACCACGUGUUUGUACAGACAGGGGACUCUGUUACACUGGACAUUAAAAAUAAAACACUUCCACCUUUUAGAAGAUUUGUGUGGAUAAAUAAUAAAUCAGAAAAUGUAGUCAGAUUUUUAAAUGAAUCAGGUUUAAAACCUCACAGUUUAUAUAAGGACAGAGUGUAUCUUAAUACUGAAACCUUCUCUCUAACAAUGAAGAACAUACAGAAGACUGACAGUGGACUCUACACUGCAAAAGCAACUGGACAACAAGAAACUACUGUUGUUGAACACAAUGUAUCAGUUAUAGAUCCAGUGGAUUCUCCUGUUCUGAACUGGAAUGCCACCACGAUCAGUGUGAACUCCUGUAUUGUGGACGUCACAUGUAGUGGUCACGUCCUUAAACUCAGCACCAGCUACCAGAGCAACAACUGCAGUCAAGUGCAAGUGACAUCUUUUGAAAUGCAGACUCUAACUCUGCACUGUAUAGAAAACAUAAUUGUUUGUAACUAUAGUAACCCAGUCAGCUGGAAGAAUGACACCAUAGAGAUUAACCCCAUUUGUGCACCUCAUGAGCACACCUCAACACAGAAUCCCAAAGAAAAUGACAGGACUUUUCCUCUUCAUUGGCUGUUGAUCAUCGCUGUUGCUCCACUGUUGGUUUUUGCAGCAGUUUCUGUAAUAUGCUGCUCUAACAAGAGGAGUAAAAAAGGUGUCCAAGAAGAGGAUCAUACAAUAUAUGCACAAGUUCAACCAAAGAAUAAAGAGCAAAGACCCCUGGAGACGUUGGAGGGAUCAACAAAUCCUCAAACUGUCUAUGGGUUUACAGAAGAUCACAAACAAACUCAAAAUACCAGUCAGAACAUGCCCAAUCCUGAGGCGCAAACAGAAAACCAGCCCAGCACCACCUACAGUACAAUAGGACAACACCAAAAAUCAUCAUUACCCACUAAAACAGACCAUACAAUUUAUUCAACAGUGUGUAAAUCCUCACAUGGGAGACAACCAGGUCUUUCAUAGCUGAGGAGGAAUAUAUGUAAAAAUGUCACUGCAACCAGUAGAUGCUGUUUUUGUCAAUACUUUGUCAAGCAUGGCCGCCACACCAGAGCCUCCAGUCGUCAAGGCCGCCACACCAGAGCCUGAACACAACAGAGUCGUGUGUAUGUUCUUCAUAAACUCUUCAUUAAGUUUUCAGGUCUUUUAUUUUGAAGUUUAGUCAUGGUUUCCUGUCAUGUGCUUCCCGUGUGUCUUGUUCUAAUUUGUUCUUUUGGUCAUGUGUAACAUUCUCAUUGGUUCACUGUUUGAUUGCUCACAGGUGUUUCUUGUUAGCCAUUAGUUUGUUAUAUAGCCCCACUGAUACCAUUGUCUCUUGUAUAGGUUUGCAUAGUUUGUUUCAUGAACAAGUCUCUGUUUAUCUUGUAUUUUUUCAUGUUUUUGGAUUUAAAUAAACUGCCAUUGGGUUCACUUCAA
This is a messenger RNA of Megalobrama amblycephala (Wuchang bream), 2779 nucleotides long. RefSeq names its product CD48 antigen-like. The transcript has 7 exons. The record is from RefSeq and is a predicted model, not a curated record. NCBI's taxonomy places the organism in Eukaryota, Metazoa, Chordata, Actinopteri, Cypriniformes, Xenocyprididae. Bases 1265 to 2329 code for a protein of 354 amino acids.